This is a messenger RNA of Tauraco erythrolophus (red-crested turaco), 1102 nucleotides long. The record is from RefSeq and is a predicted model, not a curated record. Lineage: Eukaryota; Metazoa; Chordata; Aves; Musophagiformes; Musophagidae.
GCUGAAGGAGGGCAAUAAACUGAACCCGUGUAGCCGUAUUCUUCAAGAAGGACAGAAGACAGUUUGAACCAUGGCAAGCCAGGACUUGAUGGCGAAAAAAAGAGAAUGUCUUCAGGCCUACAGCUGGUGGAGAACACCACAGAAGAAACGGAAGAAAAAGAACAAAAUAAAACCAGCAAGAAUAGAGUUUGUUCCUAGUAGUACUUCAGCCAGACCAGACUAUUCAAUAUUUGUUGGGGAGCUUACUCCAGAAGUGGAUGAUUUCCAGCUCUAUGACUAUUUCCUAAAGAGGUACCCCUCAUGUAUUGACUGCAAAAUAGCAACAGACCUGCUGGGAUAUUCCAGAGGGUAUGCCUUUGUCAGAUUUGGUGAGCAAGGUGAUCAGAUGAGGGCACUGCAAGACUGCCAGAAUGCACCAGGUCUGGGGGGAAAACGAAUCCGGCUGAGCAUAGGAAUUUCUAAAAGGCUGAAAGCAGAAUUCCAGCGGUACCAGUCAUACAACUACAAUGAUUAUUACCAAGAUUAUCAGAACUACUACUCACAGUGGGGCUAUGAUCCUUAUGCCGAGUACAACUACAACUCCUAUGCUCCCUACGAUAGCAUGCAAGCUGUUGGAGACUGCUCCUUAGGAGAUGCUGUUAUGGCUCCUGCUGUUUUUGAGGAAGCUACAGCUAUGACUGAAAUCAAUGACGACUUAAUAACUGAAGAUCCACAGCUUUACUUGGAUGUUGAUGAAAUGAACAGACAAUUUAUGGAAACAAGUGAAGAGCUCUAUGAUUCCCUCAUGAAUUGUCACUGGCAACCUCUGGAUACGGUCACUUCUGACAUCCCCCCUGGUAUUUAAGUGUCUUAUAUAGCAUGACCGUUAUGACCAAGGUGCUAAAAUUACAUUUCUUCUACAUUACUCUAGAUCAUAAGUUUUAAAGCACAAUGAUAGGUUGGGUUUUUUUGCUAUGCUUUUGACAGUUUCUGUAAUCUUUUUUUUGUCCAUCACUCUAUUCUUGGAGCAUCUUGAAAUCAUGUAAAUAUUCUAGAAAUGUAAAGAGUUCAAUGGGGUCUAAAGAUAGACUUGCCUGUGUAAAUAAAAUUUUGUUUCUGCAAA